Chelmon rostratus (copperband butterflyfish) is the source of this 2989-nucleotide messenger RNA. RefSeq names its product V-set immunoregulatory receptor (gene vsir). Lineage: Eukaryota; Metazoa; Chordata; Actinopteri; Chaetodontiformes; Chaetodontidae. The transcript has 7 exons. Gene Ontology annotation, cellular component: plasma membrane. The record is from RefSeq and is a predicted model, not a curated record. Bases 193 to 1098 code for a protein of 301 amino acids. Gene Ontology annotation, biological process: regulation of immune response; negative regulation of CD4-positive, alpha-beta T cell proliferation; positive regulation of regulatory T cell differentiation.
ACGGUUCAGAUCAACUUGGAGACAAAGUGACGAGGAUCUGUCAACUACGACUGUGCUUCGGUGUGAAGUUGGGACAGUUUGUGCAGUUUCAAGGAGUGAAGGGGGAAACGAAAGUCUAGCAAAGGCUACUUGUAGAAGUAGUUGAUGACAGUCUGAGUCAAACACUGUGCUGCAGUCACAAUCCACACAGCCAUGGAGGGGGGAUUUCCCUGUCGGACAUCACUCUGGGGACAGAAGCCUUUGCUGUGGUUUAUCUCUGUCCUCUUUUCCACAGCUGGAGGUGAGAUGUCCCACGCCCACUCCACACUGAGCGUUUCAGCCCCCCACCUGUACUACACCUGUCCAGAGGGUGCAACUGUCAAACUGGUGUGUAGCCAGAGAGGUGCUGCCCUGCACCCCGCUGAUGUCUUGAAGCACAGCUGGCUUUUCACACCCCACAGUGACCAGCACUGCACGGGACGGAUGGGACCGCGCCACAUUACCUUCAGCAAUAGUCAUUCCCAUGGCAACCACAGCCUGCCGCCAGGGUUGCAGUUUGGAUCUGCAGAGCUGAAUUUCUGGGUGGUUCUGCAGAACGUGACUCAUGCUGAUCAGGGUCGCUACUGCUGCAUGCUCCUAGACUUCCAGGUGGAACAUAAGCACAGUUCCCUCGUGCAGAGACCCCACAGCCACAUUGUUCUCCAGGUUACACCAAGGAGAAAUGGAUCUCAAGAUUGCACCGUCUGGGAUCCCGCGCCACCUGAAGGCUCUGUGCCAGUGGCCUUGGCUGUAGCAGCCUGCAUCCUGGCUCUCCUUUCCCUGCCUCUCAUUCUGGUGCUUGUGUACAAACAGAGGCAGAACGUCCAGUCGAGCAGACGUGCACAAGAGCUGGUGAGAAUGGACAGUGAGGCUCUCGGCCAUGAGAACCCCGUGUUUCUUGGGGGAUCACCACAGGUUAAGACCCGCACCGUGUCUCAGAUCAUGACCAGGCAAUCCUCGGAAACAGGGCGCCACCUGUUGUCUGAGCCAGGAACGCCCCUCUCUCCUCCUGCUCAUGGGGAGGUAUUCUUCCCAAUUGAAGACAGCAUCCUUGAGUCUCCAGAGUUCCUGCAGGUUUAAAGGGGGUUGAAACCUCAUUCAUUGCUCUAACUGCUCAUCUGGAGACAGUCCUGCAACUCUCUUCCUCUUCUGUCUGCCUACAGAGCGAUGUUGCCCUUACAAGCUGUCUCACAAUAACCUCUGCUGGGACUGUCGUCUGUACAUUGUCUGGACCGCAGGAGGGAACAGACUUUUUUAUUUUGUCAAAAACUAUUUCCACCUGCAUCAACAGCUGGAGGCCAAAAGCAAACUUAUGCUUGUGAGCACUUGUGUUUGGGGGGGGUGGGUAUGUGUGGGACCUUCCAGUGGUUCGUGGACCAACAGGUGCUUGAUGCUUGAAGUAAGUGUUGAGGGCGGGGGUCCUGCCAUGUAGAGGGGUAAAAACAGUUUCUGUGGCCUCGCAGGCUGCUUUCACACCUAGCACGUGUGCGGCAGUUCAAACAAACAGAAUCAGGAAGUGAAAAGGGGUUUAAACCUCGGUGUGUGUUGCUUGCAUCCUAUUCUGUAUAAGUUGGCAGUUCAAAGUGUAGCAGCCACGCUGACAACAACAAGUCCCAAUACAAGACCCCUUGUUUGUGUUCAGUUUCCUGCCAUUGUGUUAGUAUUUAUGACAGAAGUGAUACAUAUUACUGGAGUAAACUGGGUUGUGGUUUUUCCUUCUUCAUGUAGCGCUGACGAAGCAUGAGAAUAACCAACACUGUCCAGUGAACUAGUUAUCUGUCAGUCCAUGUGACACCACGUUCUCAUCUAACUUCACUUAGAAUUGGUGUAAAGGUGGUGGGAACUCAGAAUGGACUGGAACUAAAAGACAACAAACAGAGACUCGUUAUUUUUUAACCGAACCACAGGUGUGAAGGCGCCCUAAGGCUCUCUCUCAUCCCUGUCAUUGUAAUAAAGUGCUCAAAUAGCUUCAUACCAAAGAGGCUCAACCAUCAACGACGUCCCAACAUUCUUGUACAAGUGGACAGUAAUUUGUUUUUAAUGACAUUACACUGUGUUUCCACUUGGCCUUCAUUUCUCUUCUCGCUUUCCUACCUCAGUUACUGUCAGCUCUGUUGCUCUGUGAUUCGCUCCUCCCCACUGUUCUCUCAGAUAGCAGCACUUCACAGUGGCCUUACAUUUAUGCAGGAAGUGCUGAAAAGCACAGUAAGUAUUUAGAAAAAACUUCUUUUUGGUGAUAGUUGUUGCCAUUCAUGCUCACAUACACUUUAAUAAUUCAGAAUAAAAUGUUUUAUUGAUUGUAGCCUGAUUCUUAAUUGAAAAAAAAUCACCAUAACUGCCAGCAGUUCGCUGCCAUCUCAAUGUUGUUUGUGUUCAUUUUUUUUUUAUGUGUCUUGAUGGAACUGUUGGGAUUUGUAUAUUAAAGUUCAUUUGUAUUUUUGUGCGUGCAAUGGGAAGUUAAUACGUAAAUACUGUUAAGCACGGGUGUGGAGGCAUGGCAUUGAAAUGUUAACCAAAUCAUAUCAAGGUAGAAGAAGUGAUGCAAUGAUAUUGUUACAUAGUCUGUGUUUGAGUGUGAUUGUGAGAAACCGCGGGUGGUUCUUUCAUAUCGAGGUGAAGUGUGUGCAGCAGGUGCUCAGCGGAAAUGAUCUUCAAAUGAUGUGUAGCAGGUGUGUAGGACAGGGUAUUAUGUACAGCAGGUAUGUUGUUAUUUUUAAAGAUUUAAAUAGUUUGAUAAGUAGUCAAACCGAAACCACAUGAUUGAGUAUUUGUGUUUUGUGUGUUUGUGUGUUUGUGUUUGUUUGUUUGUGUGUGUGUGUGUGUGUGUGUGUGUGUGUGUGUGUGUGUGGUUAUAGUUUCAAGUUUGUGGUCUGGCGCCAGUGUUUGUGCACUUGCAUAUAAGUUUGUAUCUGUUUGUGUUUUGUGUUUUGUACUGUACAAAGCUUGUAUUAAACAGACACAGAGCAAUGCU